GUGAUGCAGGGCUUGUGGUGUCUUCAACGGGUUGCGACCCCGCCUGCGGCGCCCAUGGCGCAUGCAGGAGCGGAAUUUGCGAAUGUGAAGCUGGCUGGGCCGGCAAAGGAUGCAGCCUCUUCUUGGCUGACGAAGGUGCAGAGCACUCCCCGCAUCAGGCGAGAGUCGUCUUGGAGCAUGCAGUGCUUGCACUGAUCGAGCAGGCCGCAAACGCAAGCGUGCCCAGAGGCGCAGCAAGCCAAGAAAUCCACGCUCCCACAGUUGCGAAAGAGACCUCCACCCCCGCACCGGCGGAGUCUGCCGGAGCCACUGCCAGCGGAGCUAUUCGUGUUGCUCGCGAGGCUGUCCUCGCCGUCAGCCGCACAGCCGCAGAGCUGCUCCCGACCUCCAACCUGAGAGGGGCCGACGCAUCUGCAUCGCUGCUGCAGAAGCCUGCGCUUACCCACGUGGCCACGAAGUGCGAAGCAAACUGCAGUGGUCAUGGGACCUGCGAGGAAUCCGGGCGCUGCGCCUGCAAGCCCGGAUGGAUAGGCAGCUUCUGCGACAUGCCUCUCUGCCCCAGCAACUGCAACAAGCGUGGGAUGUGCCUCCAUGGCAAAUGCUUGUGCGAACCUGGUUGGCAUGGCAAGGCAUGCCACAUCCAGCGCUACCUGUCUGCUCUCUUGGGUUUGAGCUCUUUUGAACAUUGUUUAGGCUUAGGGCCCUUAGGGCCUAAGGGUUUAGGGGUUUAG
Molecule: messenger RNA, 731 nt
Organism: Symbiodinium sp. CCMP2456
Lineage: Eukaryota; Dinophyceae; Suessiales; Symbiodiniaceae
Source: the annotation of a GenBank genome assembly